AUGGAUCACGCACAAACAAAAGAGGUCUCUCCGGCCGCAACCACCGACACGCACUCCCAAACCCACGACCACACAGACCGCGACGACUACACCCGCGCGCGCAAGACAAAAUUCCGCUUCAAAUCCUCCUCCUCCAAAUCCCGCUCUUCACGCAACGACACAGAUACGCAUCGUCAUCGCCAUCGCAAACGAACCCACCAUGACCGCUCCCACCGCUCUAAACGCCACAAACACACCACCACCACUCCACCCCCAGACGACAACGACAACCCCCGCGGCCUCUCUCCCAACACCGCCUUCCGCGAAUCCCUCUUCGAUGCCCUCGGCGACGACGAAGGCGCCGCAUACUGGGAAUCUGUCUACGGCCAGCCCAUCCACAACUACGCCGUGCCGGACCUCCCCAAGGGCCCGAAUGGGGAACUCGAGUCCAUGACUGAAGAUGAAUACGCGGCGUACGUGCGGACAAGGAUGUGGGAGCGCACGAGGGAGGGGAUGGUUGAGAUGCAGGAGCAGUUACAGCGGGAGAGACGGGAGAAAGCUAAAAGAGAAAGGGAGAGGGAGAGGGAUGUUGAGGGGGAGAGGGAGAGGAGGGCGUUUGAGAGGGCUAUGGAGGAGAGUCUUGCGAGGGGGAGGGAGAGGAAGAAGGGGAGGGUUUGGAGGGGUGUUGGAGAGGAAUAUUUACAGUCGUGGAAAAGGGUUGAUUCGCUUCGGGAGGGGAAGCAUGAGAUAACUGGUGGGGGGAAGGAUUUGGGGGAGUUGGUGUUUUGGCCUGUUGAGUCUGGAAAGAGGAGGGAUGUAUCGAGGGAGGCGGUUGAGGAGUUUAUGAAGUUUGCGCUUGUGCCGGCUUCUGCUGCGUCUACGGAGAAGGAUGGUGAUGCGUUUAUUUCUAUGCUCAAGGCGGAGCGUGUGAGGUGGCAUCCAGAUAAGAUUCAGCAUCGGUAUGGUGCGUUGGGGAUUGAUGAGGAUAUUAUGCGGAGUGUCACCGAGGUUUUUCAGAUUAUUGAUCACAUGUGGAAUGAGUUGAAGGAGCGGGCUUGA
Molecule: messenger RNA, 1038 nt
Organism: Aspergillus chevalieri
Lineage: Eukaryota; Fungi; Ascomycota; Eurotiomycetes; Eurotiales; Aspergillaceae
Exons: 1
Coding region: 1-1038 (345 amino acids)
Biological process (GO): canonical NF-kappaB signal transduction
Source: RefSeq, a predicted model, not a curated record